Closterium sp. Yama58-4 is the source of this 717-nucleotide messenger RNA. The record is from the annotation of a GenBank genome assembly. Lineage: Eukaryota; Viridiplantae; Streptophyta; Zygnematophyceae; Desmidiales; Closteriaceae.
CGACCUGAGCUCCAACCAACUGUCUGGUCCCAUCCCCAAGGAGAUUGGUUCCAUGGUCGCCCUCACCAAACUUGAUCUUUCGGAGAACCAGCUUUCGGGCAACAUCCCUGCAGCCUUUGGAGCACUCAGUCAAAUGAAAUUCAUGGACCUCUCAAACAACCAGCUUGAAGGCGUCCCUUCCACUUUGGGUGCACUCAACAUGAUGUCUUACUUGUCCCUCUCUUACAACAAGCUCUCUGGACCCAUCCCUGACACCAUCGGCUCCCUCACCAGCCUUACCAAUCUGGGGCUUCGUUCCAACAAACUCUCGGGUUCCAUCCCUCCCUCCAUUGCCUUGCUGAAAAAUAUCAAUGCACUUGAUUUGAGCUCCAACCAACUGUCUGGUCCCAUCCCCAAGGAGAUUGGUUCCAUGGUCGCCCUCACCAAACUUGAUCUUUCGGACAACCAGCUUUUGGGCAACAUCCCUGCAACGUUUGCUGGACUUAUUCAAAUGCAAUUCAUGGACCUCUCAAACAACCAACUUUCGAGCAGCAUUCCUGCCAAAUUUAGUGCUCUCAGCCAAGUGUCUUACAUGAUGUUAGCCGACAAUCAGCUCACUGGCCCUAUACCUUCUGACAUUGGCUCACUCAAGGGAAUGGUCGCUCUAUCUCUCGAAUACAACCAGCUGACUGGACCCAUCCCUGCCUCCAUCGGCUCUCUCACUGGCCUUACAGAACU